AUGAACCUCCUGCUAUCUACACCCCACCUACAACAGGUCUCCUCUCGCGUCUGCCAGCAUCGGUCGUACCGAACAUACUACCUCUACCUACCCUGUCUCUUCAGCACGCUGCUGGCCGCACCGCUGUCUCCAACCGCCACACCUCUCACCGUCCUUGGGACCAGCGCUCUCUUCUUCGCUGGCGCCCUGAUCAUGCGAGGAGCAGGCUGCACCAUCAACGACCUCUGGGACCGCAACCUAGAUCCUCACGUAGCACGCACACGUCUCCGACCCAUCGCUCGAGGUGCCAUAUCAGUCCAACGCGCCAUCCCGUUCCUCGGCCUGCAACUCUUCAGCGGUCUUGCAAUACUGCUACAGUUCCCAUGGCAGUGCUUCUUCUACGCCACACCAUCACUAAUACUCGUAACUCUGUACCCUCUGGCCAAGCGUAUCACCCAAUAUCCACAAUUCGUCCUCGGUCUGACUUUCUCUUGGGGCGCCUUCAUGGGCUUCCCGGCUCUAGGCACAGAUAUUCUCUCCAACACUGGAGCGCUAGCAUCUGCAGCCUGUUUGUACGGGAGCUGUAUAGCCUGGACUUUGAUCUACGAUAUGAUCUAUGCGUACCAGGAUAUCCGGGAUGAUGCAAAGGUGGGGAUCUUAUCGAUCGCUCGCACGCAUGAGGCGAAUGCUAAGCAAUUCCUCAUGGCUGUUUCGGCGGUACAAGUUGGGCUCCUGGUUGGAGCUGGCUACUUCGCACAGGCGGGCGUAGCAUACUACUUUCUAUCUUGCGGUGGUGCAGCAGCAACCCUUGAUUACAUGAUACGUCAGGUGAAACUCGACGAUGUGGAGGAUUGUGCUUCGUGGUUCCGUCGAGGCGCAUGGCUCACAGGAGGCGUGAUUAGUGCAGGUCUACUUCUUGACUACCUUAUGGACUACUCCGGUCUGUACGGGAACACGAACAGGAAGAUGAUCAAAGCUGCGGAGAGAGCAGUGCCAAUAACAUGA
This is a messenger RNA of Recurvomyces mirabilis, 984 nucleotides long. It is a transcript of the gene COQ2, whose product is annotated as Para-hydroxybenzoate--polyprenyltransferase, mitochondrial precursor (PHB:polyprenyltransferase). The transcript has 2 exons. The record is from RefSeq and is a predicted model, not a curated record. NCBI's taxonomy places the organism in Eukaryota, Fungi, Ascomycota, Dothideomycetes, Mycosphaerellales, Teratosphaeriaceae. Gene Ontology annotation, biological process: ubiquinone biosynthetic process. Gene Ontology annotation, cellular component: mitochondrial inner membrane. Bases 1 to 984 code for a protein of 327 amino acids. Gene Ontology annotation, molecular function: 4-hydroxybenzoate polyprenyltransferase activity.